Nothobranchius furzeri (turquoise killifish) is the source of this 1283-nucleotide messenger RNA. RefSeq names its product serine/threonine-protein phosphatase 2A 56 kDa regulatory subunit delta isoform-like. Lineage: Eukaryota; Metazoa; Chordata; Actinopteri; Cyprinodontiformes; Nothobranchiidae. The record is from RefSeq and is a predicted model, not a curated record.
CCCUCAUAAAAACUGUAGUUUAGCUUCCUGCCAGCAGGGGCCACCAUUAAGCAUGGUGUUUUUAAAAGAGAAACAAAUAUGUAAGAGCUUCUAUUUUUACAUUAUCCUGAGUGGUUCCCCCUCCGGACAAACAAACAACAGUAUUGAACUCUUCUUCCUAUUUUCUGCAACAGCACUGCCCCCCAGUGGCGGCGCGUGAGUAUUACAACCCUCUCUCUUGUGCCUGCCUCCGAGGCUCCACAAAGUGCAGCAGCAGCAGCAAGUUGGAUGUUCACAGCGGGGACUGGCCGCGUUUCCUCCACUUCAGAACCGUUUCUUUCUAAAAAGGCGCGACUGGUAGAGGGCAGCCACCGCGGAAAUGGGCUGACGACUUCAUGCGGCUCUAACUGAGUCACAUGGUGGCGAACGGAUGGAUAUUCAGCCCAUAAUAACCAGAGUUCGGGGAGACGUUUUAACCAGGCGCCUGUUUUAGACCACAGAUCCACCUGCUGACUCCAGGGAUUCUCCUCUCAGGAUGCCUCACAAGAGCAAAAAGGAGAAGGAUUCCUUAAAAUCUGGAAGAUCCAAAAAAUCUGGAGGUAAAAAUGGACCCACAGAUGACCAAGAAGGCUCUGCUAAGAAAGCACCUCCUGCGACUCAGCUGCUGAGGGUGAAGCAGCCGGGGUCACACUCAGCCGUGAAGAGGGAGAAGAGGUUCAGCACUUCCUCCUUUCCUCUCAGUGCUAACAGAGAGCUGCAGAAGCUACCCGCUCUUGCAGGUAUGCCCUCCUAAUAGGAGAUAUUGAUCUUUUUCCGAGUGCUGCGUCACUCACAGACUUUUACAUGGCUUCACGUAAAACUAAUAAGCACAAGUAAGCAACUUUUCCUAUAAUACAUGAUAUUUUAAAUCUAGUAUUUCAUGUUUGACCUGUAUAGAGUUAUAUUAACAAUUCAUAAUGUCUGUGGAUCUUCAUAAGCACCUUUUUCACCUCCAGAGCUCUGCUCACUACAUUAUUGAUGGACACACAAAAACUGCCCAUCCGCUUGGUCUCUAAUGCAAAUGAUGUGCAAUCAGCUGCAUCUCCAUCCUUACCUGAGAGAAACAGAUACCCCCACACCUCGAACGACUCUUUCAUGCAGGAUUUGUCUGACUCGCUGAACUGACAGGAGACCAGGAGGCAGCAGAGAAAUCUGGGCCAUCCAAUAAUAACUCGAACAAAAAAAAGAAAGAUGAAACCCCAAAUCCAGCAUCAGGCAUCUUUGGUAAACAGUCUUGAACAAGUCGUUGUCCUAACGCAGUCUGC